GCGGGCACGCGCCGCACGCCGCGCGCCGCGUAUGGUGUGAACAGCUAUUAAGGAGUUAAUUGUGUCGUAAACUAUGGCCUGUUAUGUCGGGGCUAUUUGGAGAUGUUGCGACGCCGCAUUCAUGAUAGCUGUAAUCGUUUAAUGAACACGAGUAGGAAGUUUCCGACGUGCGGCGGCUCGAGGACAGUCCGGGGUGCUUGGCGCGAGGCCGAGCGAGCGCGGUAUGCGCGCAGCCCGCUCGACGCACAGCCACACGUCACAAGGCAGAUCAUCAAUGGGCUUUUUGAAAAUUGUUGCUCAUUGUUCCUUUAACGUGAUCGCUCACAAUCCAGUAAGCCAUACGACGUAGCUAUCAAAGUACAACAAUGACCAGUAGUAAGAGUCGGAUAUUAUAUAUCACUAUCCUAAUAUUGAACGUAAUCGUUUUCCUUAUGACGUGUAUUGGUUGUAAUGCCGACGUGCGCGUGCGCAGUACGAGUACUACAACAGCGCUGUCAGCGGGACACCUCGCUAAUGAAUGUAAAGUGAACAAUUGACUCGACGAGCUCCUCGUGUCCGUGGCUUCCUCUCUGGAAUGAGCGAGUGCGGCGCGUGAGGCGGGAACAUGCGCGCCGGCCGCCCACCAUGAGCCACAACGGCACGGACGACGGCUGCGACUCGGACGUGGGCGUGGAGCCGGGCGACAAGCUGUUCCGCUUCGUGGUGCACGGCGUGCUGCUGAACGCCAUCGGCGCGGGCGGUCUGCUGGGCAACGCGCUGUCUGUGCUGGUGCUGUCGCGCCCGCAGAUGCGCUCCUCCAUCAACUGCCUGCUGGUGGGGCUGGCGGCCUGCGACACCGUGCUCAUCCUCACCUCCGUGCUGCUGUUCGGCCUCACGGCCGUGUUCCCCUACACGGGCCGGCUGCGCUACUACUACUACCACGUGUGCCCGCACAUUACGCCCUAUGCCUACCCCAUAGCCAACGCCGCGCAGACCAUGUCCGUGUACCUCACGCUCAUAGUGACCAUCGAGCGCUGGGUGGCGGUGUGCCAUCCGUUUCGGGCAAAGGCGUUGUGCACGUCAUCGCGCGCGCGCUGGUACGUGUUGGGCACGGCCGCCUUUGCCCUUGCAUACAACGUGCCCAAGUUCUUCGAGGCGGAAGUGAUCGAGCGCUUUGCAGACGGCGAGCUCGUGUACUGUGUCACCGCCGACCUGCAGUUUCGUACUGAGUCCUACAUAGUGGUGUACAUCCACUCACUAUACAUGAUCGUCAUGUACAUCGUGCCGUUCUCGGCGCUCGCGGCGCUUAACGCGUGCAUCGUGCGGCAGGUGCGGCGCGCGCAGGCCGAGCGCGCGCGCCUCUCGCGCGUCCAGCGCCGCGAGCUGAGCCUGGCCACCAUGCUUCUAGUGGUCGUACUCGUUUUUUUUCUCUGCAACCUACUCCCGCUCGUCACUAAUUCGUUCGAAGUGUUCCUCGGCGAUCAGUUCGACAAACUCGACCCGCUCGUCAAAACAAGCAACCUCCUGGUAACAAUCAACAGCAGCGUCAAUUUCGUCAUAUAUGUAAUAUUCGGGGAAAAGUUUAAACGGGUAUUUCUGAAGAUGUUCUGCGCGGCAGGCUUUUGGCGGCGCGGCGGCACUCGCGACUCGCCGGAGCACACGCGCGACGACUCGUUCGCGUCGUGCGGGGAGCGCGUGUCGCUGAGGCUCGCGCGCAACGGCACGCUGCGGCGCUCGGAGGCGCGAGGGGCGCGCGGCGGGGGCGCGGCGCUGGCCGGCAGCAGCCGCGCCCGGCGUGCGCCCUCGCCCGCGCCCACCGUCUACUACCCCGCGCCCGUCACCGAGCUGUCCAGCACCUCGGACGCGCGCUGGAACGGUCGCGCGCAGUUCUAACAGCGCUCGCUGGCGCCGCCCGCCGCCGCGCACUACCACUGAUCGCCACUGUAGUGCUCUGUGAAUAAGUGUGGUGUUGUAAGAGACGUUCUGACAGCCAUAUCGACUUUGUUAUAAGCCGGGGACCGGACGAUUGCCUGGAAUGGCUAAAUAUUUUUGUACAUACAUAUAAAUAAUAUAGCCCCCUCAUGGGUUGAGACCCAUCGGUCGAUGAUUACGAAUUAUUAUGUUGUAAUAUUACUUUAUGUAGGUAGGUACUGUAAACUUUUGUAAAUAAACAAAUAAGUACAUUGUAAACUUUUUGUCUCUUGUUACGCGCAGAGAGUGUAAGUUCCUGUGCCAUCUGCGCACGCGUCGAUGUAGCGUCACGUCGACCGAAAACAAAUACUCAAUUAAUAAAAUGUCAUUUAAUGUG
Trichoplusia ni (cabbage looper) is the source of this 2287-nucleotide messenger RNA. RefSeq names its product FMRFamide receptor-like (gene FMRFaR). The transcript has 2 exons. The record is from RefSeq and is a predicted model, not a curated record. The coding region runs from base 625 to 1872 and encodes 415 amino acids. Gene Ontology annotation, molecular function: G protein-coupled receptor activity. Gene Ontology annotation, cellular component: membrane. Gene Ontology annotation, biological process: G protein-coupled receptor signaling pathway. NCBI's taxonomy places the organism in Eukaryota, Metazoa, Arthropoda, Insecta, Lepidoptera, Noctuidae.